ACUAAUAGCCAGUUGCACCAACAAAUAAACGAUUGAUUUUUUGAUUUGGAUUGCCCGUUUAUUUCAAAAUGCGUUGCACCGACCAUUACUCGAUUAAAACCAACAGUUUUUGAUGUGUCAAAAUUAACCAUCCGAUUUUCUGCGGUUAUUUAAAAAAUCGACUGUUUUUUACCUGACGUUUGACGUUUAUUGUGGUUAUGUUGUUAAAGUGUUCUUAUUUUAUAAUUAUUAAUAAAUUAUUUAUCAUAGUAUCAUCAUAGAUUAUAAAUUAAAAUUUAUAAAAAUGGAUUUAUCAUCAUCGUCGUCGUCGAGUUCAUCUUCUGACGAUUUGGAAGAUAUAAUGCAUAUGCUACCAAAUAUAAGGUCUGUAAGAGAUCGCAAUGAUUUGUAUAACAAGUAUAAUGAAGAUGAAUUUAAAGAAAGAUAUCGACUAAGCAAGAAAACAGUGUUGAUCCUCUUAGAACGGUUUCAUGAACAUUUAGGUUAUAGGACAGAAAGGAAUAAUCCGGUGUCUCCAUUAACACAAAUUUUAAUAACCUUACGGUAUUAUGCAACUGGUUGCUUUCAACAAGUUAUUGGUGAUCUUGUAGAGAUACAUAAAAGUACAGUCUGUAGAAUUGUGCAUCGAGUGGGUCAUCAUAUAGCACUUCUUCGUGAAGAGUAUAUAACUAUGCCAAAAAAUCCCAGAGAUGUAACUAUGGCAAAGCAAGGAUUUUAUGCAGUGGCAAACUUUCCAGGAGUAAUAGGAGCUAUAGAUUGUACACACAUACGAAUUAAUUCUCCUGGUGGAGAAAACUCGGAACUCUAUCGUAACAGAAAGGGGUGGUUCUCCAUGAAUGUACAAAUUGUUUGUGAUUCCAAGUUAUGUAUCAUGGACGUAGUUGCUAGAUGGCCAGGUAGUGUACAUGAUAGUACCAUAUAUAACUCAAGUUUAUUGAGAGCCCAAUUUGAAGCUGGUGAAUAUCCAAAUUGCUAUUUACUUGGUGAUAGUGGUUACACCUGCACAAAUUUUUUAUUGACUCCACUUAGUCAAACUAAUUCUGAAGCUGAAGAACGCUACCAAAAUGCCCACAUAAAAACCAGAAAUGUUAUAGAAAGGUUGAAUGGUGUUCUAAAAAGAAGAUUUCCAGUUUUAGCUACAGGAAUGCAAAUCGAUCUUAAUAAUGUAGGCAGAGUCAUUGUUGCAACAUCUGUUACAUAAUAUUGCUAUUGCAGAAGGAGAUGAAUGGGAGGAAGAAGCUCUUGAAGAAAUCAUUGAAAAUGAAAUUCCUGUAGGAGGCAAUGCAGAAAAUGUUGUUAGAAGACAUUUAAUCCAACAUAUUUUUAAUUAAAAACAAUCUUAUUAUUUGUUAACAGUGAUAUUAAUAAAAAGUUUGUAAAAUAAA
Diabrotica virgifera virgifera (western corn rootworm) is the source of this 1385-nucleotide messenger RNA. RefSeq names its product putative nuclease HARBI1. Lineage: Eukaryota; Metazoa; Arthropoda; Insecta; Coleoptera; Chrysomelidae. The record is from RefSeq and is a predicted model, not a curated record. The coding region runs from base 284 to 1201 and encodes 305 amino acids. The transcript is spliced from 2 exons.